UAGAGAUACUAGGAGAUCACACUGCUCCUUGAAUUCUUGCUCCGAGGACCAUUUGAAGCAAAGAGUUCAGUGAUUUGGCUGGAAACUCAUAAGACUCCUCCCUCAGAAUGAAAUUUCUCAUCCUGGCUGGCCUUUUGAGCAUUGCCACUGCUCUGCCCAUCCCUCUCGAACAAUCUGGAGGCAGUUCCAGUGGUCAGAGAUUUAGCUUUUACCCACCCCAAGGACUACCAUUUUUUCCUCAGAUCCCAUUUUUCCCACCUCCACAACUGCCCCCGAUUCCAAUUCCUCUUCCUUUUCCUUUUCCGUAUAAUCCAAAUCAGGUCCUGCCACCUAAUGACAUUAUAGCGUUAAUCAGUUCUAUUUUGAACCAACUCCUGGAAUAUAUGCAAUAUUCGGUUAAGAAAUUUCAAUCAGUAAAAAAGAAAAAAAAAGCAAUUCUAAUCAGUAAAUUUUACUUCAAGCAUAUUGUUGUCUUGUGGACAAUUAUGUCAGCAGUAAGCAAAGCCUGCUGUGAAAUUACCAAACCUCGGAAUGCCCGAUGGCAAGGCAGCACCUCUCCUUAA
This is a messenger RNA of Eptesicus fuscus (big brown bat), 563 nucleotides long. RefSeq lists its product as uncharacterized. NCBI's taxonomy places the organism in Eukaryota, Metazoa, Chordata, Mammalia, Chiroptera, Vespertilionidae. The transcript is spliced from 9 exons. Bases 108 to 563 code for a protein of 151 amino acids. The record is from RefSeq and is a predicted model, not a curated record.